AUGGCUUUCGGUAAGGACAUGGACGCCUGGUCCGGCGACGCCGGCCUGGCCCUCGUUGAGAGGGACGAGAAGAAGAGCCGCUUCGCCGUCUCGUGGUCCGAGGCCAAGCUUCUCAUGAUCGCCGGUGUCGGUUUCCUCAUGGACGCCUGGGACUUGUUCAUCAUCAACCUCAUCUACUCGAUCAUCCUCGUCGCCUAUUACCCCCGUGGCACCAAGAACAUCGACUGGGGUCUUGAGGGCGGUGUGCUCAAGGCUGCCGCCAACAUCGGUAACAUUGUCGGCCAGCUCUUCUUCGGUUUCUGCGGUGACAUGUUCGGCCGAUCUGCCGUCUACGGCAAGGAGCUCUUCAUUGUCAUUGUCGCUGUCAUCCUCCAGAUCUCGGCCCCCGACUCGAUCGGCGGCCACGGCAUCACCAUCUGGCUCGCUGUCUUCCGUUUCAUCAUGGGUAUCGGCAUUGGCGGCGACUACCCCAUGUCGGCCACCAUUGUCUCGGACCGAUCUUCGCUCCGCAACCGUGGUUUCAUGCUCGGCUGGAUCUUCUCCAACCAGGGCUGGGGUAACCUCGUCGGUGGUAUCUUUGGUGUCAUCGUCAUUGCUGGCUACCGCCACUACGUCGAGCGCGGCGAUGUGCACAAGCUCUCCGGUGCUUGGCGUAUCCUCCAGGGUCUCACCCUGGUCCCCGCCUUCAUUGUGCUUUACUUCCGUCUCACCCUUGUCGAGUCCACCCGAUUCACCCAGGCCCGUAAGCUGCAGGACGACCCCGAGCUCAUUGCCAAGGGACACAACAGCCAGCUCAACCGCUCCAACUCGGACGACGAGGACCUCAAGGACGAGAAGCUCGGCGGUGCCAUGACCCCCAUCGACAACACCGCUGUCGGCAUGUCGUUCAAGUCGAUCGGCAAGCCCAAGAACGAGUUCAUCGAGUACUUCUCCAAGUGGAAGAACGCCAAGAAGCUCUUCGGAUGCGCCGCCACCUGGUUCCUCGUCGACAUCACCUUCUACGGUAUCAACCUCAACCAGGGCUCCAUCCUCCAGGUCAUCGGCUUCACCACCGGCAACACUUGGUCCAAGCUCAUGAAGACCGCCACGGGUAACCUCAUCAUCACCGUUGCUGGUUUCCUGCCCGGCUACUUCUUCACCAUGUUCACCGUCGACAUUGUCGGCCGAAAGCCCAUCCAGAUUCUCGGUUUCACCAUGAACGCCCUCUUCCUCGGUAUCCUCGCCGGCACCUUCAACACCCUCAAGCACAAGACCGGCCCCUUCUUCGUCGUCUUCGUCUUCCUUCAGCUCUUCUUCAACUUCGGCGCGAACGCCACUACCUUCAUCGUGCCCGCCGAGGCGUUCCCGACCCGAGUUCGCGCGACGGCUCACGGUUUCUGUGCCGCCUGCGGCAAGUGCGGUGCCAUUCUCUCAUCGCUCUUCUUCUCGUACCUUGCCAACAAGACCCACCUCGGCACCACCGGUGUCUUCUGGAUCUUCUUCGGUGUUUCGGUCCUCGGUGCCAUCGUCACCAUCCUCUUCGUCCCCGAGACCAACGGCUACGACGCCGACGAGGAGGACCGCAAGGAGCUCGCUGCCGCCGCUGGUGUCCAGUAA
Messenger RNA from Kalmanozyma brasiliensis GHG001, 1596 nucleotides. RefSeq names its product General substrate transporter. Gene Ontology annotation, cellular component: membrane. Gene Ontology annotation, biological process: transmembrane transport. The record is from RefSeq and is a predicted model, not a curated record. Gene Ontology annotation, molecular function: transmembrane transporter activity. The coding region runs from base 1 to 1596 and encodes 531 amino acids. NCBI's taxonomy places the organism in Eukaryota, Fungi, Basidiomycota, Ustilaginomycetes, Ustilaginales. The transcript has a single exon.